UGUAAGCUUGUCACAUUAGUGUGUGUUAUAGGCUAACCUGCAUUACUUAACUCAAACCCGCUGUUGUCGGAAUGGCUCAAAUGGAAAAGCAAUUCACUUAUUUCGAUAAAAAUAUUCGUUUAGUGUUGAGACCCAGCGAUAUAGAUGAAUUCGACGAUGAUCCAGAUGUGUUAAGGGCUGAACUGUCGUGCGGUCAUGUCGCGUCUCCGGAUUCACUGACGGACUGUUGCAGAGCGCAGCUGGAAAGAGGGGAAACUGAAUUAAAAUGUCCUCUAUGCCAAAAGAUGUGGCCGUAUGAAGAGAUCCGAGAAGUGGCGAAACUUACACUGGAGGAAAGGAAAUAUUUUGAGAAAACACUUGGGAAAAGAAAGAUAAAGACUUUCGUGGAAUUCAAGGAUUGUCCUGGUUGUGGCAUGUUUGUUGAAAGAGAGGAUGCUUCUAAUCUCAGCGUCGAAUGCUCAAUCUGCACAAAAAGGACAGGGAGAACAUAUGAAUUCUGCUGGCAGUGUCUGAAGCAAUGGAAAGGAUCCCGACCUCGUGCUGAUCAAUGCGACAACGAAGGCUGUACCAAAGACCUACAGUUACUGAAGAACUGUGAAAUGAUUACAUUAACAUCUGUUAAAAAUAUUCGGGUUCCUUCUAUUCGCGCGUGCCCGACUUGUGGCACCCUCAUUGAACACACAACUGAGAACUGUAAAAACAUUGAAUGUUAUAAUUGUGGAGUAGAAUUCUGUUUUAGCUGUCUUAAAAUCACUACUGAGUGUUUGAAAACAAGUACACAUUUCUCAGAAUGUUCAGACGGUGUCGCGCCAAGACAGACAUCAAUUCCAUGGAACACUAUAUAGAUGUAACAGACUCUAUCGGCAAACUAUCAUUAUGUUACAUAAUAAUAAAAAUAAAUACGCCAUUAUGAUUAUGAAUUUAAGUUUGUACAACUGUAAUAAUAAAUAAAUAUGUUUAUGUUCUUAUUUCUUUGCUAACUCAAGAUGUGUAUCAGAUUAAUGUUGUAAGGUUCCUGUUUUUGAGUGUGUGAUGUCAGUCAGUGUUCAUGCCUCCUAACCCAUAAUUAAUAAUAAAAAAAGAUUACAAAUAAAA
Molecule: messenger RNA, 1095 nt
Organism: Megalobrama amblycephala (Wuchang bream)
Lineage: Eukaryota; Metazoa; Chordata; Actinopteri; Cypriniformes; Xenocyprididae
Product: E3 ubiquitin-protein ligase RNF19B-like
Exons: 4
Coding region: 72-845 (257 amino acids)
Molecular function (GO): zinc ion binding
Source: RefSeq, a predicted model, not a curated record